Messenger RNA from Pecten maximus, 12439 nucleotides. RefSeq lists its product as uncharacterized. The transcript is spliced from 30 exons. Bases 282 to 10862 code for a protein of 3526 amino acids. Lineage: Eukaryota; Metazoa; Mollusca; Bivalvia; Pectinida; Pectinidae. Gene Ontology annotation, molecular function: protein binding; calcium ion binding. The record is from RefSeq and is a predicted model, not a curated record.
UGCAGGAGACCAACAAAACGCUCGGAGCGCCGUGGAAGCCGAGGAAUAUUAACACUUCACAGUGCAGAGGGUACACACGAGAUAUACCUACACCGGUGUUAGUGGGUUCUACCACAUGUGCGACUACCCCACAGAAAUAAGUCCCCUGUGGUGUUCGGCGGACCAUUGUUGGGUAGGUGUGGAGUGACCACAUUAGAUAUACCAUGCAGUAAAGGACUGAGACACAGAAGUGUUACACCAGGAGGACCGGACAGUAGCCCACGGCUGUACCCAUCACAGACAUGGGGCCCCCUAGUCUACGUGUCUGUACCAACUAUACAAAGUUACUCUUUAUGUUCUUUGUUUGUUUAUUAUACUUUCAAAAUACAAAUGGAAUUACGCUGGACGGAAGGACAGGCUCUUACGCAAAAUACCCUAUAUGGAAUGCUUGUACAAAUGCUUCAAUUAGAUUCGAUUUCAAAACUGAGGAAGCGAAUGGUCUUCUGAUGUACACAGAUGAUUCCGGGACGUAUGACUUCUUUGAACUCGUCUUAGUUGAUGGAGUCUUACGAAUGCGUCUUAAUAUCGUCGAUGGUCGUGACGGAAGUGUGGAGUUUCUUAUUGGAGAAAAUCUAGCUGACAACAAAUGGCACAAAGUAUUUGUCCAGAGAAAGAGGAUGGAGACGAGUAUCACCAUUGACGACGAGACCGAUCUCACCCAGACAAGACUUUCCUAUGGUUCGGAUUUUAAUUUCGGAGACAUCCAAAAUAAUAGUGCAGUUUAUUUCGGAGGAAUGCCACAACAUCACUUCAAAACCAACCUGAGGAAUCUCGCUCUUCCUUCUGUUAUGUUUGUGAAAAAUCUCAGAAGUUCAUUCCGAAAUGUGAUUUACGGAAAUUGUUCAUGUUCUUUGGUUCGUGCAGUUGCAGAACCAAGAGCCGGGCAAUAUUACGGAGUUCCGGAAAUUUGUGAAACAACAAAUAAAUGUGGGGAUUGUUUGUGUAUUAGCGGAGAUUCGAACUCAACAUGUAAUUGUGACGGAUUAAGUUGUAAAUCAACAUUUUACCACCUGCCGAUGGACGCCAUUGAUGGGACCACCCUUGCGAACCCCUCGGGAUUGGACGCAAGUGUCUAUGGUGACGCCAUCUUGACCCGAGGAGCCUCAAAUAAGGCCCUUGUCCUAGAUCGAGGUCAGUGGAUCCAGGUCAGUGGCCCUGGACAUCGCCGCGAGUGUUUCGGUGACCUUGACCUUUGCUCUAGAGGGUACACGCUCGGUUUGUGGAUCCACUUCAAGGACGCGGGGAACACCAAGGGAGUUUACAUGACGAACGGAGGCCAUGACGCUGAGUCCCACGGGAUCGCGAUGACGUAUAAAAAGGGCCUUCUGGAAUUCAUCUUCAAAAAGAAAAAUGGCCAGACAUGGAUGGUGAAAGCGGAAAACGUGCUGUCUGAUAAAUGGUAUCACGUGUCGGUCACGUGGAAAGAGAAUGAAGGGCUUAACCUCUUUAUCAAUGGUGAUCCUGUCGACAAGAGUCCGAAUCCCCAGCAAAGGUCGCCGGCAAUAUCCAGUAGAACGGAAAGCAAUUUUAUUGUGGGGCAUGCGCAGGGCGAUCUUGCCAGCUUCAUUGUGGAUGAAAUCAAGUUCUGGUCAGAUUUCAAAUCGGAGGAGGAAAUAAAGGAGAUUGGACCAAUGUAUCGGUACUAUUUUUCAAUGGAGGAACGGAUUGGAGACGAAUUGAUAGUAAACAACGCUUACACAGAUAUAAAUGGAAAUGUGGCCUUGACCCCGGGGAAAAUCGGAAACGCCUUGACCUUCUAUGGUGACGGCGGAUACGUAACAAUCGAGGACUUUGCGAACACAUGUUUGGGUGACGUCAAUCAAUGUUUAUACGGAUUUACAAUUUCUUUUUGGAUCGAGUUUAAGUCUCUAACUGGCGAUAUUCCCUAUUUCUCCAGUGGGCCAAGGGGGUUAAAGAUUUUCUCGCGAGAGGGAAAUAUGCACGCCGAAGUUUCUAACGGAGAAGUGAAAUGGUCAGACAGUUUUUAUGGAUUGAAGUAUGACAAGUGGCAUUUUAUUGAAAUCACGUGGUCCCUCAAAAGAGGAUUAUAUAUGUUCCUUGAUCUGGAGCUGAAGUCCAGACAACCAACACCGGUCAUGGAUGAUUCGUCGGAUUCUACUCAACAAAACUUUUUGAUUGGUCGAGUCGGAUCGGGUAUGGCUGCCAUGAGAUAUCCAAACGCGGCCAUUGACGAAGUCGAGAUGCAUUAUGGGGACCGAUUUUCUCUUCUUUAUCUAGACCUUAUUCAGAGAGGAAAACCGGAAAAUUACCACUUCGGCAUGGACUCCAUGCUUGGGGAUCGCCUGAUACACCCUUCUCUUCUCGUGGAAACUUUCAACCGACCCAAACUUGUAGCUGGUAAAAUCGGAAAAGCCAUCAAAUUGAACGGCCAACAACAGGUGGUAGAUUUCGGAGAAAAAUCUUCAGAGUGUUUUGGAAACCUGGAUUUUUGUCACCACGGAAUAUACACCUCGUUUUGGUUUAGACCAACCACUUUCAGAGAGAAUAUGUAUUUUUUCACCAGUGGUCAUAACGGUAUCACCUUAAGCAAUACCAGAAAGAACCUACAGGUCGCGGCCAGAACCUCGACCAGAAUCUGGGAAACAUCAACGAAUGUUCUCAUUCCCGGGAAUUGGUAUUUCCUGGAAAUUUCUUGGGAUCCUGAAACUGGUUUAGAAGUUUUUGUUGACGAAGUUCCUGUUGCUAAGGACAUGAAUCCGUCAAGAAGAACAGAUCCACUUCCGGAAAGUUUGAUAGAGACAACUCUUCAAAAUAAGAUCUAUCUAGGUCGCGGAAAUGUUAACAUGGAAGAUCAGCCAUACGGGAAAGGCACGUUCGAUGAACUGGCCUAUUGGUAUGGACCACGUGACUACCUAACGGCUUUUGGGUAUCUACAGAGAGGGAAGCCUACAAAUUACCUGAUCGAUUUCCAGGACAUGCGCCCUGGGAUACUGUUACAUUCGGAACUCCUCCUUCCAAUAGAAGGGGUACCUUCCCAAGUACCCGGGGUGGUGGGCAACGCAAUGAGAUUUAACGGCUUCGGCCAGUACCUGGACAUCGGUCAAAACAAGGAUUCCUGUCUAGGGAACUUGGCCAAGUGUCCAAACGGUAUAACCAUUGGAGCAUGGAUGAACUUUCAGGCCUUCGAUGAAAAUAUGUAUAUCAUGUCAACCGGAAAGAACGGUCUGCGCAUGUUUCAUAAAGACGGGAAUAUUUACGUCACUGUAGACCAGUACGGGAAACACUGGGAGGUCAAUUUCCCACGUGUGGAACCGGAUACGUGGAACCACAUGGAGAUGUCAUGGCAUCCGGAUCACGGACUGUCUAUGUAUGUCAACAACACACUUGUGGCCAAAUCUCGUUACACGAAUGUACCGAUAGAGGUCGCUUACUCCGUUCCUCAUUUCUAUGUGGGUCGGGCUAAUGUUGGCGACUCCCGCGAUGCUGUCAACGACGCCAGGAUGACAGUUGAUGAGAUGGAGAUCUGGUUUGGAAGACGGGAAGAGUUAUUGGCCUUUAACUACCUCUUCCGGGACAACAUUCCUCACGAGACUUUCUCCAUGGAGCAUGAACAAAAUGGCCGUGUUCAUCACCCUCGAUAUACUGUUACUUUAGCAAAUGGCGCCAGGAUAGUCCCGGGCAAAUUCGGCAACGCCGUCUCAUUGGCUGGAACUGGGCAAUACGUGGAUCUAGGUAUCCCGGAUGACAAGUGUUUGGCGGAUAUCAACCAAUGUAAAAAUGGUCUGACGAUGUCACUUUGGAUAAAAUCGCGGGAACUGGUGGAUGGAUCAUACUUCGUAUCAGCACCUUCAUAUUCGCUCUUCUACCGCGACGGCAAUCUCAUCGCCAGGUUCCACUCAGACGGAAAAACAUGGCAGGUCACAAGUCCCAACUUCCAGGCCGAUAGAUGGCACAAUGUUGAGGUUUCAUGGACACCCGAGAAAGGUCUUGCACUUUAUCUCGACGGUACAAAGGAGGGCGCCACUUCCUUCUGGACUCAAUCUCAAGCCGACGAGUCCUAUGGUAGAAAUGUUUACGUAGGAAGAGAACAGAGGGACGAACCAGGCAGGGUGAACGCGCUCGUGGAUGAGAUCCAGUACUGGUAUGGUCCAAGGGAUGAGGUCAUGAGAGCUGGACAAAUAGGAGAGUUCCUGAAACAUGAAGUAAUUCCAUUUGACCGGGUUAUCAGAAUACUAAACGGUACCUCCAACAUAGUUCUCCCGACAAGGACCAUCCGUCUUCACGAGAGCCCGGUCAGAGUUCAAGGUCAACACGGGAGUGCCAUCAGGGUCAAUGGUAAAGGUCAAUAUCUAGAUCUCGGUGAGGACUUGAUCUGCAACGGGAAUCUUGAGAGUUGCCCGGAAGGCAUUACCAUGGUGAUGGCAGUGAAACCGGAAUCGCUAAGUAAUAACAUGUAUUUCUUUGACAGUUUUCCUGUCUCGCUUUACUAUAGAGAUGAGAAAUUGUACGCCACCGCGAGAACACCAACUAAGUCCUGGACAGUCUCGACGCCUGGGUUUGAAACCAACGAAUGGCAUCUCGUCGAAAUAUCGUGGCAUGACCAGGAAGGUCUGGCAAUGUAUUUGGAUGGGGAGAAGGGUGGAUACCAGUCUUUAGGUACCCCACAAGAUGAAGUUCUAGAAUGGAGUAGUAAAUCGUAUGUAGGUAGGUCUCUGUCCGACAUGGUGCGGGAACGCUAUGCUGACGCCACGUUUGAACGUAUGGACACGUGGAAUGCCAGAAAAGGAUAUCUUCAAUCGUUUAAUUUGAUACCUAGAACGGAGGAACUCCCUACCGAACGCACCCCGAUCGGGCCAGGUCUUCCGAUAAAUCCGGGUGAUUUAGGUGGAGGGACCCGUGUGAUACCAGGAGGUCAACCAGACCGAGGCUCAGGCCGUACAGAACUAAAUUUCGGUCUCGAGGGUACUCUUGGCAUUAAUGCUGGAAGACGUGAACCGCCUGUGGGUACCGGAAAUAGUGGAACAUUCAAUUAUCCGACUCGGGCACCUUCACGACAAGUCGAGUUCGUAGUAAUAUCCAAUUUUACUGGGAAAGUCGUUGAAAGUGGCCCACCAACACCGAGGCCUCAACCACGCCCUCAACCACGCCCUCAACCACGCCCUCGACCUCAACCACAGACCCCAGCUCCUGUGACGUCACAAGGUGGAAGUCGAGACACUACAAGUUUAAGAUUGGAUACCCGGCAACGACAGUCAAACACCAUCCGGUUUACUGGAGGUGAUGCCUACGUCCAUUACAACUUCAGCGUAUUUACCGAUGUGCAACGUCAGAUGCUUGAGUAUACGGAAAACGAGACAUUCUCCCUCCAGUUCGCCACAACCGCGUCUAAUGGAUUGAUAUGGCUCGACCAUCGCCCCAGAACCGGCCAGACCCUCUACCUGGCACUCAGGAAUACUCCAUUCCAAGGCGGUAAAGAGUGUAUCGACGGGUACCUAGUGUUUGGCAUUGAUGAAGGUGUCGGCGGCCUUCGAGAGAUCCGACUCCAAUCCCUCAGGGUCGGGGAUGUUAAUGAUUGGGCGUGGCAUACGUUUAAGGUGGCCAGAUCUGGACGAUACAUAAAGUUCUACAUCGACAACAUCUUGGUGGGUGAGACAACGACACAGAGGGAGAUACAGUUCGUGGCCCGGGGGCAGGUGUACCUCGGUGGCUCCCCCGACACCAGUGGUUUUACACAGGGACGGAUUACGUCUGGUUACAGGGGAGGCCUAACACUGGUAGAAUAUGAGAAGAAUAUCACGCCAUUACGAGUUAUAAUUAUCAGCCUUCUACAGUACAUAGAAUCCGCAGGGAGUUCGCACGGAAACAUUGUGAUUUUACGACCUGGAGCUACAUGGCCUUCCGUGACACCGCGACCAACACCAUUCCCGACCCCCCGACCCACACAAAGACCAACACCCCGACCCACACAAAGACCCACUCCUAGACCUACACCAAGACCAACAGCUAGACCGACCAGACCGAGCAACUACAAACUUCUUGACGUCAUUUCCAUCCGGUCAGCGUACUUGCAUAUUCCUGGAUAUAUUGACAUGCGCAGUGAAGGGUCCAUCUCCUUCCGGUUUAAAACCUUUGAACCUAGAGGGGUCAUUUUGUUUUCAGAGAGAUUAAGUACCCAGUACUUCUGUGCUUUUGAGAUAUUUGAUGGCUAUCUCUACAUGGUAUAUAACUUUGGACAGGGACCAAUGCGACAGAAAGUGUCGGACCGGAAGUUGAACGAAGGUGAAUGGCACGAGAUCCGAUUGCAACUACGUAGAAAUGACGCCGUAGUUUACGUUGACGGACAGACUACAUCAGUUCAGAUUGACCCCACGUCCCGUAGCGAAAUCUACCUUAAUAGUGGACUCUACGUUGGGGGUCUGAGCCAGAAUCGGAACUACCCCUGGUAUAUAUGGUCCAGGGUUGGCUACAAUGGCUGCUUCGAUGACCUCACCAUCCGGGAGUUCUCUACGGACAUGCGCGGUAGUGUGGUUAUCCCUAACAACGUCAACGUGCAGCCCGGAUGUUCUUUGUUAGGGAGAUGUGACGGAACUAGAUGUACUCACGGUACAUGUAACAACCGUAUGGACCAGUUCUUAUGUAACUGUAUGGCCUCAGGUUAUCAGGGACAACUUUGUGAACAGCUUGCUGUAGUGGCCGGAUUCCAGGGAACUAACUCUGUUUCCUACUACUAUUCAACGACAAGGCAAACACACACGAAUGACAUAUCGCUUAGGUUCAACACAAUGUUUGAGGAUGCCUUCCUGUUCCAAACCGCCUCUAGCCGACACCCCGAAUACAUUCGGGGCGAAUUGGAGGGCGGAAGAGUCAAAGUGACAUUCUUUGUCAAUGGCAGAGAACAGACCUUCUACACGGGCUCUAACCUAAAUGACAACGCCUGGCAUAACAUGUAUCUACAAAGACGAGCCAACCAGCUAGAACUGUGGGUGGACAAUGAACAACACGUUCUAGGAACACUUGAGGGAGAGGAUUUCUACAUUAACAUCGGCGAGAUAGAUUUCGGUUCUAGCACAUCUGCCGUUACCCAGUCGCCUAAUUACAUUGGAUACCUACAGAACGUCUACUUUGAUGACGUUGACCUGUUCGCAAAGCUCCACCAGCAGCCUAAUCUAAAUAUCAUCUGGUAUACGAAUAUUGGAGUGGAUCAGACCCCGCCCAUCCCAAUCUAUAAUCCCGUGACUAUUACGUCACGGGAGGCAUAUAUGAUGCUAACACCUCUCCCUAAGGUCGGGAACCUUCACAUCACCUUCAAAUUCCGUACCAGUCAGCCGGAUGGCGUUAUUCUCUUUAAUAAAGGCAGAAAGGGUAAAUUCAUUGCGGUGGAGCUGGUGAGAGGGUAUCUCGUGUUUGCCUACAAUAAUGGGUACAGGACCAGUACAAACAGAAUCAACAAGAAAAUCGACGACAAUCAAUGGCACACUUUCGAGGUUCGGGAGGUCAGGCAAAGCAAUGGCAACAGAGUGUACCAGGCGAGAGUUGACGAUGUUCUCCGGACUAUUCCGAUCGCAGGCACGGAUGACCUUGAACUUUCAGGUCAUAACCUUUACCUUGGAGGAUUGUCGGAGAAUAUGUUUAAUCUGAACGCCUUCGUCAAGUCAACACUGUCCUCUACCACAGGAUUUAUGGGUUGUCUAGCCUCCGUGCAUUUGAAUACGGGGACCCCAGAUUUCAAGAAAUACGCAAGUAGUGCCAUUCUAUUGGAUACUUGUGAAGAUAUCAAUGGUGUUUGUCCAUCCGGCAGUAAUCCCUGUCAAAAUAAUGGCGUGUGUACAGCAGGCAUCACGACUUUCACCUGUAACUGUGACCUCACAGCAUACGCAGGGCCCAGGUGUGAAGCAUACCCACUUGGUUUAUACAUCGGUAAGAAGGGCCUGGACGGCAUUGUAACUUACACGUAUAAAAACGCCAUGAAUUCUGAUAAAGACAACAUCGCUCUUGGCUUCAUGACUUACCGACCAGAUGGGAUCCUGUCACGAUUUGACAACCUUUACGGCACCGAGUACAUCGAGUUACGACUGGAGAAUGGCUUCCUUGUUGCCGAGUACGACACUGGGGAUGGCGCUCAAACCAUAGUCAUCGACAACAUCAAAUACAACGACGGGAACUAUCACGUGGUUAACUUCUACAGGGACGCUGACGGCUCCCGAUUCUUUGUGGACGGUUUCACUAAAGUUCUUACUCACUCAGGCGCUCACUCGAUCUUUGACAAUCUACAGUACGUGUACAUUGGUGGCAGGCAAGACUCGAACGGGGCCACUAUGAACGCCUACAACGGUAUAAUUGGAGGAUUGUACUACAACCGAAACAGGUUUAUAGACCUCGCCCACAAUAACGACAACAACAUCGAGUGGACAGGUGAUCUGACCAUGAUUAAAGACGGCCAAUAUGUCCUUGUUCCUCCAAUUGUAUUAACUACCCCAAGAGUUAUCACACCUCCUCCACGUUCACCGGUACCACCACUUGAUGGAAACAUUGUAAUACCUCCGGAUAUAGGUGGUGGUGGAGUGGUUGGUCCUCGUUUUACCGGUGCCGGGGGCCCUGGUGGUGGUGGCGGCGAUAUGGUGGGUAUUGGUUCCGGUCCGGGCGCCAUAACUGGCGGCGGCGGUUCCCUGACCAAUUUAGUACCUGGAAGUGGUGGAGGACCUAAAGCAUUAGGGCAAACAGCAGGCGGGGGCGGAGCAGCAGGCGUUCCAUUGGCUGCUGUUGGAGGAGGCGGAGCUCGUGCAGGCGCUCUAUUGGGAACAAUUUUGGGAACAAUGGCCUUCAUGGCAAGUCUUCUGUGGGCUUUUUGGCAAUGCAAACCAGGGAUGGUUCCAUGCUUUGGAGGUGGAGGUGGCGGAGGAGGUGGUGCACCUUCUAUGGCCAUUUCCUCUCCAACCCCAGCGACCAAUCUACCCGUGGCUCAGGCGCUAGGUGGUGGUCCAGGUGGAGCGGCCUUGAGUGGUUCCGGAGCAGGAGGUGGUAGUGCUGGGGCAGGAGGAGCGAAGGUCACAAUUCUGAAUGGAUCAGCAAGCGGGGGUGGUGGUAGCGGCGGUGGGGCAGGAAGCAAUUCAGCUUUUUCUGCGUACUAUUCCUCAUCUAAUGCGACCGUGGCAUCCGGUGGUGCUGGAGGAGGUUCUGCCGCUGGUGCUGGUGGAGGUGCUGGGCAGUAUGAUGCGACGUUGAGAGCGACAGGAACCUUCUCUAACAAGGGUACUUUGAUAGGAACGCCGAAGGCUUCCCGUGCCUACUUAGGAUCGUCCUCAAGUGCAGGAGGAGGAGGUGGUGGUGUUGGCGGUGGAAACUCUUCGUACAAUUAUUCUUCGACCACUACAAACGUGUAUAACAGUAACACGAUGGGAGGAGGUAGCGGCGGCAGCGGCGGCGGCGUGUACAACAGUAACACUAUGGGAGGCGGCGGCGGCGGCGGCGGUGGAUCGUCCAUUGACGCCAUUGGGUAUGGGGAAUCUACUACAGCGGACUACGACAUGGCACCUGGAAUUUCUGGAGGUUCUUCCAACUACCAGAGUAACGCCAUGUCUGGCGGUACCUUAUCCAAGGGCUAUUCCACCUCCACCAUGUCAUCUUCAUACAACUACCAGGUCCAGAACGUGCGGACGGUGAUGAUGAACCAAGGUGGUCAGCACAUGGUCAGCUAUGGGUCAACGUCUAGUGGAGCCGUUACUCCCGGAGCAGCCGGAGAUGAGGUCAGAGUCGAUUGUUGUUUUAUGACCGGCGAUGGAGCUAGUGUGGUGACCGGAUCCAGUCUUGGCCCACCUCAAGUUUGGGACAUGCAGACCGGAGAACUUUUGAGAAUAAUGAAGGGAGAUACCGUUGGUUCUACAAACCUCCACUUGGCUUGUAAUGACAGGCUUCUGGUGGGCGCAGUACAUGCCGAUUUACAAAUUAACGAAUAUUCUAUAAGGAAAGGAGUAACAAAUAAAAAAUUACAGAUCUGGGACUUCGUCACAGGGAAACCUUUAGAGAUGGGUAAGGAAGAGACAUGUUCGGCUUUAUGUGUGAUGACAGACCCGGACAAAGUUGUGUUUGCACGUUCCGAAACCUACGGCAAUGGAACGGACAUAAUAGUAUGGGACCUUUUAGGGAAUCAAGCCAUUAAAGAGAUGCAUUACGAUGCUCCAGUGGGUAACAAUGACUACAUUAAUUAUUUAGCAUUAUCUCAAAACGACAGAUAUUGUGUGGCAGGAUUCACCAAUACAUUCGAUAACUACGCCGAGUUUGUAACAUUUGAUGUCACAUUAACUAGUUUUAACAUCACAGAACCAAACGUUCUUAGACUAGAUGCCAAUCCAGAUUGCACUGUGAUAUUGCCACGUGAUGAAGCAGUCACGGGACUCCGGAACGGUGACCUUGUCAUUUGGAGUCUGCGCACUGGACAGCCUAGUCGUCAACUGUUGUCAGGAUCAGGUGUCCAUGCACACAGUCGGGAAAUCAAGGCACUUGCUAUUUCUGAGGACAAUAGAUACUUGGUGUCGGCAUCGGCUGACGGAACCCUCAAAGUCUGGGAUAUGACGUCAGAGAGACAAACAAAUACCCUGAGUGGACACGGAGAUGAAGUAUGGUGUGUUGCGAUUUCUCCCGAUAACGAGAUUGUUGUCUCAGGAUCACGUGACGGUUCCAUCAGGUUGUGGAGACUGAAAAGCGGAAGUGAGAUUUGCACGUUCACAACUGGUGUCGAUGUCUUCUACGUCACAAUGAGCCAUGACAAAGGAACCAUAGUUGCCCUUGGCGACAAAUAUGGCGCCAGGAAGCUGAUUAUGUUGCAAGUGGUUCGAUCCAAAGUACGCCGGCAAAUCAGUUCUUAAUGAUUGACAGAAUUUGACAAAAAGACAGUUUACAUAUUUAACGGUGCAAUUCAAACGUAGUUACAUGCUUUGACAAAAAGCUGGAAAAGAAAGGGGAAAUGCUAAAAUUUAUAUAUGAUAAUAUUUUCUUAAAAUCUUGCUUUACGAAGUUAAGACUUGAUACAUACAUAUUAGAUAUUUCGAACUUUUUCGCCAAGUGAAAGUAUUCAUCUUUACCAAAGAAUAUUGGACUUAUUCAACUUUAUUUUCCUCUUGACUUGCUUUCAAAUUCAAUUUGAAUAAUAUGUAUGUAUUAAAUUUAAUUUCAGCGCUACUUAUCAAAUGCAUUAAUCAAAAUGAUCCACGCAUAAUCAGCUUGAACAUUUUAACUUUAAAAUUGAAGCUGAAUUUUCAGCAAAAUGUACCUCCCUCCAUUGAUGAAUACACUAUCUUUUUCUAUGAUUGAUAUCUUCACAUUUGAUUUAAUUUGCUAUUAAAUGCCAAAAUAUGAAAAUGUACCAGUUUGGAUGAACAAUGGAACAAUGAUUCGUUUUGUAUAAAGUGGCGCACAAUUUUCGUUCUUUGCAGAAAUUAAAGUGCAGAAAAAUACAGCUGUAGAAGAACCAUUGUAUCCAAAUAUUUCUUCAGAAAUAUCGUAUUUCAAUUUUAAUUUUGAACUUUAUUUAGACCGCCGAUUUCAAAAGUUCAAUAUGGGAAGGGAGGUAAUCCGGAAUUAUAAGUAUGACAAGGGAGAUAAUCCGGAAUUCUGGUCAGUUGUGCGUUAUUCGUGGUGUGAGAAAGCUUGCCAAUAGAUGUUUAUAUCGAUAUACGUUUUAAUUUAUUUGUCACGGGGUCUAAUCUCACUACAAUGCGCUGUCAAUAGGUCUUUCACGUGUGUAUACUCACAAUCUUCCUACACAAUCUUCAGCAAUACCCGCUUCAACAGUUUUCGUUUUCAAUUAUCUCAAAUCCAUUCAGCCAAAAUAAAGAUAAGUUGUAAUCUUCCCGAGAAAAUGACUAGCUCUGUGAUGGAUUUCCAUUAACGGACAUAUACGUUCAUUUAUAUAUAUAUAUAUGUUAACAAAGGCAGACAAUGCUGAUUAUGCUUUUACUAUAUAUAAAAAUAUGGUAAUAUAUUAUGAAAUUUUUAUACAAAUACAUGUAUAUAUAUCAUAUGGUUGUGAAAAAAAACUUACUGACCUUGUGCCUUAAUUCCAAUGUAUAAAUAAAUCUCGACAGCUUGGCUAGAUAAUUUUAAGAUAAUUGUUUAACUGCAAAAAAGAUACUGAAGAUGCUAUGCAACCUGUCCUUUUAGAUUUAUGUAUAAGGGACGUCUGAGAGAACAAAUACUAGUUUCUAUCUUUCUAACGGAAUGCCAGAUUUGUUAACAAAAUUUCUAACUUUUAAAUGUGUUAAAUUGAACAGACAUUGAAAGAUGUGCCAUAUCUUUAUAUAAUGUACGUUGGGCGAUUAUAGUUUUAUGAAUACUCGAUUAAAAUGCAAGCUUAUCAAAAUGUUUUGUAUGUGUGUAUUUUUGUGCUUUAUAGUGAUAUUUUCGUUUUAUAUAUUCAAAUAAAUUUGUGCUAAUAUAUAAUUCA